Messenger RNA from Paracoccidioides brasiliensis Pb18, 2712 nucleotides. RefSeq lists its product as uncharacterized. The record is from RefSeq and is a predicted model, not a curated record. Gene Ontology annotation, molecular function: zinc ion binding; DNA-binding transcription factor activity, RNA polymerase II-specific. The transcript is spliced from 5 exons. Bases 1 to 2712 code for a protein of 903 amino acids. Gene Ontology annotation, cellular component: nucleus.
AUGUUUUUAGACUUGGCAGACCGCGUUCACCCCGAGUACAUCACCAACCACCUUUCUUCCGGAGACCCGCUCCAGCCACAUCCAUCUCGUUCUCCCGUCCAAGAAGGGGUCUCGGAUACCAUGGAUUCCAGAGAUUCCUCUGAGAUUCCCCCGACUCACUCGUACCCGUCCCCCAACGCGGCGCAAAUCGGACAAGCCACCAUGUCCUAUUACGCCAACCAGUCUCGCCAUCUGACUGAAGAUGAGUUGCAUCUCUCCGCUGAGCUGUCGCGCGACGCCUCUGCUGCUAAUAUUAAUGACUCCUCCGCAAAUGGCAUUGCCCAUGGACAAUCCAUGGUCUUGGGUCAGUCCAACCCUGGCGCGGCGGAUAUGAAUCGUGCUUCUCCAUCCGAUCAGCAUCAGCAACAACAGCAGCAGCAACAACAGCAACAGCAACAGCAGCAGCCGCAGCAACAACAACAACAACAACAACCACAACCUCAUCUUCUUCAGUUCCCUCCAAAUCAACAGGUCGGAGUCGAUCCCAAUCAUGACUUGAGCUAUGGGGACCAGAGUGCGCGACGGAAGAGAUCAAAGGUUUCCCGCGCGUGCGAUGAGUGUAGGCGCAAGAAAAUUCGAUGUGACGCCACGUCAGAAGCAGGUGUCGAAACCUGUUCCAACUGCCGCCGAACCAAUGCGACUUGUGAAUUCAGUAGGGUUCCAAUGAAGCGCGGCCCGAGCAAAGGGUAUAUCAAAGAACUGGCCGAUCGUAUCAACAGUCUUGAAAACCAGAUGCAUCCCGGACUUGGCCAAUCCGACAUUCCGUACCAGGCAAUGCAGGACGACACAUCUCCCAGAGGAUACCAGGAGUUUUCAUCCCCGGUAGAAGGCAAUUUAUUAUCCCGCAAGAGGACUUAUUCCAUGUCAGAGGGUCUUCCGAAUACCUUCAUGCAGCCUCCGUUCUCGCAAACCGGACGCCCAUCUUCGGUCGGGGGUUGGCCUGUCCAGGCCCCAAGUAAAGACCAAGCACAAGUUCCUCAGGGAGAUGGUGGUGCUGGUGUAUCUAUAUAUUCCGGCCCUCUUUUGACUAAUGGGUCUGUUGCUAAAAUUAAUCAACCUUUCUGGUCACAAGAAGGCACUGGCACAGGACAGCAAACUGAGAUUAGUACCUUGGGAGAUGAGUUACAGCCUUUAAUUGAAUUGGACGACAAAGUGUUUGAUGCUUACUACAAUCAUAUCCACCCCUUACUCCCUGUGUUACCCAACUCAAGGGAAAGAUUCUGCGACCAUCUCCAACAAUGCAAUCGACAAAUCCAAGAAUCAUUUCUACAUUGUCUCUACGCCGUCACUGGAGCGAAUUUGCUUCGUGCUGGGAAUCAAUUCCAGCAAAUUCUAACAUACGAAAAGGCUCAAGACCGGCUGUACGCGUCAUUUCGCGAAGACCCAUCUACCAGAUCACGGUCUACCAACUUGUUGCUCCUCCAAAGCAUUCUUUUGAUGGUUCUCGAGGCCGACUCUCGUGGUCCAGAAAAUCUGUUGGGGCAGAACGGUCUCUCGAAAUCGGUGCUGUUGGAGAUUGCUUUCCCUCUGUCAUACUAUAUUGCCAAAAGUCUGGGCCAAAUUAGGACGAGCAACCCAGAUGACACUGAUUCCGAUUCCGAUGGAAAUAUCGCAAGACGCGAUUGGAUUGUUUUCGGCAUUUUGUCCCGCUGGCAUGCUGUUGCUGUGGCAGGACCUGACCUUUUCGAUACGAAUGAAACCGCGACUCUGGAAGAUAAACAGGUUUUUAGCCUUGCGACGAUGCAAAUAUCGCGUUAUUCUACGCUUCUAUCUGAGGUCCAUGACCUCUUGUUUGAUCCUACGCCAUAUACACUUUCAAACUACGGCGCUAACCGUGCUCUUAAACGCAACCUGUACGGCCAAUUAAAUCGCAUCAGGGAUGUUGAACAGCUUCAUCUGUACGCCAGCGGUGACAGCGUGAACAAUGCGCGCAUUGAAGAACUUUCUCCCCUGAUGUUCUGGUUCAUCACUCUUCUCCUGAAACGACACCUGUUCACGUAUACCCCUUCUGAAGUCCUCUACCCGGCCGAAGUCAUCAUUGACCUUCUCCACAAACAAUCUCAGUCCGAAACACCCAUCUCCUCCCCAUUCCAUCUCCACUUCCUCUCCCUGGCCGUAGUCACUCUCCUUGAAAUCACGGACCUGCCAGACCUCGCAAACGACGCGUGGGAGUCGAUAGAGAAAGCACUUCAGGUCAUCUCCUAUCGCGAAAAGCACGCAGCUACGGCAGGAGAAUUCGAGAAUGUCUUCGCUACUUCCAGCUGGGACGGAUGCAUCCACGCCUUCAUCCAGGCGAAACUUGCCAAAGUCAGACAGGUCCCACAGGGCAUGGCGGGUGCCUUGGGCGGUGUCGCUGGAUCUGCCCAGCCGCCCCUUGGCCCGAGGGAGCAGCGCUCCCUGCAACACCUGGCCGAUCUGGCCGUUGGUGCGGGUGGUGGUGUGAACGCUUCCUCGCCCCCGCCAACUUCUGCGGUGAAUGUGGCUGGCGAUGACAAGGACCUUGGCGCCGGGGCGGGGUCGGGGGCCGGUGUUUCUGGUGGCGUCGCUGGUGCUGGUGAGCUUGGUGAUGGCCUGCCUCAUUCUGGCGAGGAGCAAAAACAGAUGUCCCCUGUCUUCGUUGACUUUACGAGGUUAACUAAGCGGGGUUACCUUAAUGUCCUUGCUGGCAGUUGA